CAAGGUAUUUCCAACUCAAGACGCGAAAAGAAUGGAUUUCAAAAACGUUAAUCUUUUAAAUAGUCGAGUGAACAUGCUCUCGGGGAAUUUAUUGCCGAUUGCGGGCGAUAAUUCGCGAUUUUCGGUAUUCUGGCGUGCUCACAGUGCCAUUGUUUGGCUAAUAGAAUUAAUUCACACAAUCGCGUUGAUCUUCGGACUUAUCCUAUCACCUACAGAGAAAAGUUUGAAAGACGGCACUGUUUGCGUUGUGGUCGCUGUGGAGGCGUUUUUUAUGCUUUCGCGUCUUUACUCACGCAGAAAGAUGAUAGAGGAAAUGAUCCAGAAGAUGAAUGAUAUCUUACAAGAUACGGACGAGAUUAUGGCGGAUAUUGUAAAGUCGGCUAUAAGACCCAUAAUAAAGCCUUUCAUAAUAUACGGAGUGACCAGCGCGAUGUCUAUUGCGAUAUGGACUGUCCAGCCGGUUGCAUUGGCUCUCGAAAAGUCGACCUUUUUCUAUGUAGAUUACAAUUUGCCAACGGCUUUCAGCGCCGAGCCGUUCUCUAGCCACGUUUUAAUUUCCUCGUCAAUUUUUAUGACAAUUGGUAGUGUUUAUCUGUUCCUCAAGAAAUUCGGUGUGGAUGUGUACAUGAUGCAUUUGGUAUUAAUGUUAACGGCGCAAUAUCGAUACAUAGCGGCAAAGCUCACGAUCCUAUUUCAGGAUAUACGAAACUGUCACGACGAAUCUCAAAACAAAUAUCACUCUGCAAAAAAUCGAUGGACCAAAAGAGAACUAAGAAAGUUAUGUCAGCAUCAGAAUACUGUUUUACACAUGUCAUUUAUAUUAAGGAAGCUUCUGUCUGUAAACUUCAGUCUGCUUUAUAUCAACAACGUGUUUCGGUUCUGUUUUAUAGGUAUCAUGGUAAUUUCUAUACCAUCACUGUCUUUUACAGAAGGAAUGUCAGUGAUGCUUUUUGCAAUGGGUUCGCUAAUGCAAUUUUUUUUGUUGUGUUCUUCCGUACAAACAUUAUCAGAUGCGAGUACCGAAAUAACAGAUAAAGCUUUUGAUGAAGGCUGGUACCAUUGUGGAUCAUCAAUGAAACGAACAUUUAUUUUAUUAAUAAUGACUAAUAACCUAGAAUGCAAAAUUGCAGCGAUUGGAAAGUUUAACUUGUCUUUGCCUUCAUUUAUGACGAUCAUGAAUCAAUCAUAUUCAAUCGCUCUUUUGUUUUUAAGAGCAAAAUGAAAAAAACAUAUUACACACACGUUUAUACGUUUGGCAGAUAUAAGAUAGAGAAUGAUUUUGAGUCAAAGAAAAUUAUGGUAAAUAUUAAAAAAAAAAAAAAUGUAGGUGAACUUUCGCAUAAUAAUCUAAAGAUUAUAUGUUUUAAUAAUACAAUGAGUGUAUGGAAUUCGUCGUAAUAUUUUUUAGAAAUUCACUCUGUCUCUCGUCAUUCUCUAACUUAUUACUCUCCACACUAAAAAGAAAUUAAACUUGAAAAUAACUGAACUCAAAGGUAAUUUAUAUUUAUAUUAUAUUUGCAACACUUCAA
Messenger RNA from Solenopsis invicta (red fire ant), 1529 nucleotides. RefSeq names its product odorant receptor 22c. The record is from RefSeq and is a predicted model, not a curated record. Gene Ontology annotation, molecular function: olfactory receptor activity; odorant binding. NCBI's taxonomy places the organism in Eukaryota, Metazoa, Arthropoda, Insecta, Hymenoptera, Formicidae. The transcript has 5 exons. The coding region runs from base 32 to 1222 and encodes 396 amino acids. Gene Ontology annotation, biological process: sensory perception of smell; detection of chemical stimulus involved in sensory perception of smell. Gene Ontology annotation, cellular component: plasma membrane.